Messenger RNA from Mustela erminea (ermine), 3027 nucleotides. RefSeq names its product VPS33B interacting protein, apical-basolateral polarity regulator, spe-39 homolog (gene VIPAS39). Gene Ontology annotation, cellular component: cytoplasm. The transcript has 20 exons. Gene Ontology annotation, biological process: intracellular protein transport; vacuolar transport. The record is from RefSeq and is a predicted model, not a curated record. Bases 518 to 1999 code for a protein of 493 amino acids. NCBI's taxonomy places the organism in Eukaryota, Metazoa, Chordata, Mammalia, Carnivora, Mustelidae.
CCCAAGCCGUGUGGGCCGCGUGUCUGGCUGAUUUCAGCCUUUCCGCAAACUUAUCCUUUCCCCCUGUUCUCUGAGGAGUCCCUAGACUCCCAGGCCCGGCUCUUGCAGUCGGAGCGACCGAGUACGUUGGGAGCCCGAGUACGCUCGGCGUUGGGGCUCUCGGUGAGCCUCGACAUUUGAUUUUGAAGGAGCUUUUAUUGUGCCGGCGAUCCGCCGGGCCCUGGCGAGUGCAGUAGAUCCACGGCUUCCUGGACGUUCGUCGGUAGAGUCGUCUUCGGCUAACCCACAUUCCCUGGUCUUCGUUCAUAGUCACCUAUCACGUAGUUAAGCCUGGCUCCGAAGAUGAUGAUUAAAUCUGAAUCCAGCUUCUCGGUAGCUGGUUUGUGAAGCGUCCUGAAGUAGGGAGCGUGUUGGGUCGUGGAUUUUUUUUUUUUUUUUUUUUUGCGGAUGCCUGUUUUCCUUCGCUUUGUCAUGUCGUUGGAUUUGCUGCCCUGUCUUGUGGGCUCUCAAUGAACAGAUGAAUCGGACAAAGGUUGAUGAGGAAGAGUAUUGGAACAGCUCCAAGUUCAAGGCUUUCACCUUUGACGAUGAAGAUGAUGAACUCUCACAGUUAAAGGAAUCCAAGAGAGCAGUGAAUAGUCUUCGCGACUUCGUGGAUGAUGAGGAUGACGAUGACCUGGAGCGAGUCAGCUGGAGUGGGGAGCCUGUGGGAAGUAUCUCAUGGUCCAUCAAAGAGACUGCUGGCAAUAGCGGGUCAAGCCAGGAGGGGCGUGAACAGCUGAAGAGCCGAAACAGCUUCUCCACUUACGCGCAACUACCCAAACCUUCUUCUGCCUACUCCCUGAGCAGCUUUUUUAGAGGGAGAACUAGACCUGGAAGCUUCCAGUCCCUUUCUGAUGCUCUGUCGGACGUACCUGCCAAAAGCUAUGCUCCAGAGCUGGGCCGACCCAAGGGGGAGUACAGGGAUUACAGCAAUGACUGGAGCCCCAGUGACACAGUGCGACGCCUCCGGAAGGGCAAGGUCUGCUCACUAGAAAGAUUCCGCUCCUUACAGGACAAGCUACAACUCCUAGAGGAAGCAGUAAGCAUGCAUGAUGGAAACGUCAUUACUGCGGUUCUGAUCUUCCUGAAGAGGACCCUGAGCAAAGAGAUCCUGUUCCGAGAGCUGGAGGUGCGACAGGUUGCCCUGAGACAUCUCAUUCACUUCCUUAAGGAGAUAGGGGAUCAAAAGUUGCUUUUGGACCUCUUCAGGUUCCUAGAUAGAACAGAAGAGCUUGCGCUGUCUCAUUAUCGUGAGCACUUGAACAUACAGGACCCUGAGAAACGAAAAGAAUUUCUUAAGACCUGCAUUGGUUUGCCAUUUUCAGCAGAAGAUUCAGCACAUAUUCAAGACCAUUACACCCUCCUGGAACGCCAGAUCAUUAUUGAGGCAAAUGAUCGACAUCUAGAGUCAGCAGGACAGACUGAGAUCUUUCGGAAGCACCCCCGCAAAGCUUCCAUCCUCAACAUGCCGUUAGUGACAACGCUUUUCUACUCGUGCUUCUACCAUUACACGGAGGCUGAGGGGACGUUCAGCAGUCCGGUCAACCUGAAGAAGACGUUUAAGAUCCCAGACAAACAGUAUGUGCUGACAGCCCUAGCAGCUCGCGCCAAGCUUCGAGCCUGGCAUGAUGUCGAUGCCCUCUUUACCACGAAGAACUGGCUGGGCUACACUAAGAAGAGAGCACCCAUUGGCUUCCAUCGGGUUGUGGAAAUUUUGCACAAGAACAGUGCCCCUGUCCAGGUAUUACAAGAGUAUGUUAAUCUGGUGGAAGAUGUGGACACAAAGUUGAACUUAGCCACCAAGUUCAAGUGCCAUGAGGUCGUCAUUGAUACUUGCCGGGACCUGAAGGAUCGUCAGCAGUUGCUAGCAUACAGGAGUAAGGUGGAUAAAGGAUCUGCAGAGGAGGAGAAGAUCGAUGCCAUUCUGAAUAGCUCGCAAAUUCGAUGGAAGAAUUAAGUGGCGUCAGCUGCCCCGAACCUGCCUCAUUUCUUCCUCUCCUGCCUGUGAAAGUAGAGCGUGCUCUUCAUUGGGAGAGUUACGGUACCACACAUCGCUUGGACCCAUCAUCGACAGGCAGUGCCUGCUACUCUUAGGACAGAAACCAGCGCCUGGGCACAGACAGCUUCAGACUGAUCUGUCCAAGGAUCAUCGUCUAAGGGCCAAGAUCUAAAGCUUUGACUCAUGAGGAAGAUUUUCUCCACCUGGUGCUCACAUGAAGGUGGGAGUAAUCUCUAGAUUGGGCCCAUAUUGGGCAGGAUCUCUCUUGGUCUGGAAAAAUGACUGCUCUAGAAAAGAAGUUAUUUAGACUAAGAGGUCAGGUGUCAUAGAGUAGCCACUCCAUUCCUCUCAGCUAAUUAUGACCCUGGACUUGGUGCUGGACAUUGGCAGUUCUGCUCUGAAUGAAGUCAGAGUAGAACCAAGAUGGCUAUCUCCCAAGGGACCUCAGGAAGGGGUGCCAGUAAUAGCCAGGACCUGUUGGAGGUGCCUUCACACCAGACUGCACAGAGUUCUCCACAUAAUGACAGAUUGCCCAGAUGUCGUGUUUCUUCAACCAGUGCCCUCUGCUGCCCCAGUCCAGCCUCUGUCCGAGACUGUGGUUCUCCUCUCACCUGCGCACCGAGAUGGCCUGGUGUGGGAGGGGAGGACAUCCCCGUUCUCUCGGCCUCUACUUCUUCCACCCUAGACCCAUAACCUUUUAUGGAGCUCGGAUUCAGCAGUGCUGGGGUGCUCCUCCCUUAUGCACAAAUCUCAUUAUUUCACUAGGAGCUUCCAGAAGGUUCACCAGGGCAUUUCAGAAGCAUUUCAGAUGGUUACGAUAUUAAGAUGAGGUUUUAGUUUCACAUUUGGUUUUCAACAGGAUAUUCUGUAAUACUAGCCUCCUGCCCUGUGCCAGUAUUAGCCUCUCUUCUCUGUGACUGAACUGGGUUUCCCCGACAUGCCUAGACUCAUAAUAAAGCUUUUUCCUCCUUGGUGCCUUCUCUUUC